GUCGACUCGAGUUUGCGUUUCGGUGCAGUCGUGUGGCACACGAACGUUCCGUCAAAACAUCGCUGCCGUUUGACAGUCGAGUUAAGUGUAAAAUAAGUGCACAUCUCGAAUAGUUUUUUGUUGAUCGUGUUCGCUAUUUGUAUAAUAUUGCUGGCGCCUUCUAAACCGCUUAGAAAAUAAACAACAGACCCAUUCGAAAAGUGAGCAAGUGCUUUCUUUAUUUAUAGACAUAAACAAUGUCGGAUCAAAGGGAAGCUGUUUUUCGCACGUUGCGGAUCAAGAUGAUCGGUUUGUUUGUUACCGUUUAUUUAUCCAACGUCUCGGCAAACGAAGAACAAUCGGUCAGCAUUAAUAAGCCUGUUAAAAAUUGGAUGCAUUUUUCUUCCGACAACAUUCGGUGUUACUGCAAUCUACCCGCAUGCGUUACCAAGGGUUACAUGUGCAAAUCCAGGGCCGGAGUUUGUUUUUCGGAUUUGCUGGAGCACCCGACAAAAAGUCGACCCACGGUCUACGGAGGAAGACACGGCUGCUUAGAGCUGCUGACUGACAGAGACCAAAGAUCGUGGUGUGAAAAUCAAGAAGAUAACGCAAAACCACCAUUAAGAAAGAAGCACCCCAAAAGUUUGCUAGUUUGCUGCAGAAAUGAUAUGUGCAAUCAUGUCGAAAAUCCUAAAACCAAAAACAUCUUGAAUAGCACUCUAUUUGGUCAAAUAUUAGAAGACAGCAACGGAGAAUCUAGGCAAACUAAUGGGCAACAAGAAACGCUUUUGUACUCAAACUCAGAAGUUUGGUUCAGGGCUGCCACCAUUGCAGUGCCAAUUUGCGGGGCUGUAAUUUUAUUUGUACUCAUAGCAUUGGCUGUGAAAAUCCUGAAAAGCGAAAAUGAAAAUUCUCUUAAUCACAAACUUGGGCCUGCUCUAUAUAUUCACCAACUGCCAUCCCAAGGAGGUAAUAAAAACUCAUGCGAAAAAUUCCCAGAUUUUUUCGACAGAAACUACGAAAAUCUUCUUGGUAAAGAUGAUUCCAGAACGCAUCAUCAAAAUCUUCUGUUUGAAAAUGAAAAUGAAGCAGCUGAUAGGCAAAUGAACGCACCUUUGUUGCUUCAAAACGAAAUCUACAAUCAGAACGUAAACAAAAACGAAACCAACGCAAAGUUGAAUUUAAUUCAGAGCGACGAUGUUUGCGAUUAUCUGGAAAAAAACACGGACAAUUUUCCCGAAGUCAACAUCGUGAAAAAAAUUAACAACGACAAGUUUUCACAUUUGUAAAGUACCGAUUUUUUAUGUUUGCUUGUAGAGUACUUAAGCAUUAAAUUUCCAGUAUGAGGCUGUGAAUUGUGUACUGCCAAAAUUAAUUAGACUGAAAAAAAUUGGUUCAGAAAGAAAAUCUCAGGUAAAUUAAUUUACUUGCAGAAACUAUGCAAAAACACUAAUUAUGUGCUAGUACUAUUGGAAUAUUACCAAUGAUAUAUUUCUGAUAAAUAAUAUGUAGGUGUAAGGAAUUGAAAUGUGAUGUAAACUAACAUAAUGACAAUAACUGUAUAAUGGACUGCUCAAUAUACAGAACAAUUUAAGAUAAGCAAUCAGUUUUAUAUUUUAUUGAAAUUAUGCUUAUCCCACUUACUAUGUAAAUAAUGUAAAUUAAGUAUUUUGUUGUAUGUUUUUUUUUGUGUAUAUUGCUUAUUUAUUAUUUUUAUUUU
Brassicogethes aeneus is the source of this 1699-nucleotide messenger RNA. The record is from the annotation of a GenBank genome assembly. Lineage: Eukaryota; Metazoa; Arthropoda; Insecta; Coleoptera; Nitidulidae.